Messenger RNA from Entamoeba dispar SAW760, 282 nucleotides. RefSeq lists its product as uncharacterized. The record is from RefSeq and is a predicted model, not a curated record. Gene Ontology annotation, molecular function: catalytic activity. The transcript has a single exon. The coding region runs from base 1 to 282 and encodes 93 amino acids. Lineage: Eukaryota; Evosea; Mastigamoebida; Endamoebidae.
AUGAAAUACCUUGUCCAAUGCCAUAUCCAUAUGCAUGAAGAUCGUGAACUCUUUGCUAAAAUUCUUGCAAUGCAAAAUGAAUCAAGAAAAGAAGAAGGUUGUAUUAGCUAUCUUGUUUGUCAAGAACCAACAAAUACUUCUCAUUACUUAAUUCUUCAAAGAUGGGAAGAUAAAAAGUAUUUUGAAAAUCAUUUAAAUUCUAGUCAUUAUAAGAAAUUUGUUGAAUAUAUUCAUUCAGUUACAAACAAACCAAUUUCUUAUGACUAUUUUAAAAUUAAUUAA